AUGGUUCGCUUCUCUAAGUCCUCUGCUCAUCGCCUUCUAUACGCACUAUGCUCCUCCUCCUCCAUCACAGUCUCUCCAUCCCCAACCGAUUUCCUCAUCGGCGGCGCUUUCCACCUCCGACACUUCUCAGCCGGAAACGUGGCCCGUGCCAAGGCAGCGUCAAUUAACAAGGAGCCUUGGUGGAUGGAGUCAAUGGAAAUGAUUCGCAACAUCGGUAUCUCAGCUCACAUCGAUUCCGGGAAGACGACUUUGACGGAGCGAGUACUGUUCUACACUGGUCGGAUCCACGAAAUCCACGAGGUGAGAGGGAAGGAUGGCGUGGGUGCUAAGAUGGAUUCCAUGGCGUUGGAGAGAGAGAAGGGAAUCACCAUUCAGUCUGCUGCUACUCAUUGCACUUGGAAGGACUAUAAGAUCAACAUAAUUGACACACCUGGUCAUGUUGAUUUCACCAUUGAGGUUGAGAGGGCUUUGCGUGUCCUUGAUGGUGCCAUUCUUGUGUUUUGUAGUGUUGGUGGGGUGCAAAGUCAGUCCAUUACUGUUGAUCGGCAAAUGAGAAGAUAUGAGGUUCCAAGACUUGCAUUUAUUAACAAGCUUGAUCGAAUGGGAGCAGAUCCAUGGAAAGUAAUAAAUCAGGCUAGAUCUAAGCUUCGGCAUCAUAAUGCUGCAGUUCAAGUUCCAAUUGGUUUGGAAGAUGAUUUUAAGGGACUUGUUGAUCUUGUGAAGCUAAAGGCCUAUUAUUUUCAUGGUUCAAAUGGCGAAAAAAUUGUCAUUGAAGAUGUGCCUUCAGAUAUGGAAGCCUUGGUGGCUGAAAAACGACGCGAACUAAUAGAAACCGUGUCAGAGGUUGAUGAUAUACUUGCUGAAGCGUUUCUUAGUGAUGAAGCCAUUUCAGAUGCUGAUCUUGAGGGAGCAAUUCGUAGGGCUACCAUAGCACAAAAAUUUAUACCGGUAUUCAUGGGUAGUGCUUUCAAAAACAAGGGAGUACAGUCACUUCUGGACGGAGUACUUAGUUAUUUGCCAUGUCCAAUUGAAGUCAGUAAUAAUGCUCUUGACCAAUCUAAGAAUGAGGAGAAGAUUGAGCUGACUGGAAGUCCUGAUGGGCCCCUUGUAGCAUUGGCUUUCAAAUUGGAGGAAAAUAAGUUUGGUCAGUUAUCAUAUCUAAGAAUUUAUGAGGGCGUCAUUCGGAAGGGGGAUUUUGUGACUAAUGUUAACUCUGGCAAGAAGACCAAGAUUUCUCGCUUGGGUCGGAUGCAUUCUAAUGAGUUGCAGGAUAUUCAGGAGGCCCAUGCUGGCGAAAUAAUUGCUGUAUUUGGUGUUGAUUGUGCAUCAGGAGAUACUUUUACUGAUGGGUCGGUUAAAUACACAAUGACUUCUAUGAAUGUUCCUGAACCCGUGAUGUCUUUAGCUGUACAGCCUGUCUCAAAAGAUUCUGGAGGGCAAUUUUCAAAAGCUUUGAACCGCUUCCAAAGAGAGGAUCCUACUUUCCGUGUUGGCUUGGACCCAGAGAGUGGACAGACAAUCAUUUCUGGAAUGGGAGAACUGCACUUAGAUAUCUAUGUUGAACGCAUUAGGAGGGAAUACAAGGUUGAUGCUACAGUUGGAAAGCCCCGUGUAAACUUCAGAGAAACUGUUACUCAGCGUGCUGAUUUUGAUUAUUUACAUAAGAAGCAAUCUGGAGGGCAAGGACAAUAUGGACGGGUGAUUGGGUAUAUUGAACCACUUCCUACUGAGUCGGGAACUAAGUUUGAAUUUGAAAACAUGCUUGUUGGCCAAGCUGUUCCAUCAAAUUUUAUCCCUGCAAUUGAGAAAGGUUUUAAAGAAGCUGCCAACUCUGGUGCCUUAAUUGGACAUCCAGUUGAAAAUCUCCGAGUUGUCUUGACAGAUGGUGCUGCUCAUGCUGUUGAUUCCAGUGAACUUGCCUUUAAGAUGGCUUCUAUCUAUGCUUUCAGACAGUGUUACGCAGCUUCCAGACCAGUUAUAUUAGAACCUGUUAUGCUUGUUGAGCUGAAAGUACCAACAGAAUUUCAAGGAGCUGUUGCUGGUGACCUCAACAAGAGAAAAGGUCUGAUUGUUGGCAAUGAUCAGGACGGGGAUGAUUCUGUCCUUACAGCUCAUGUCCCUCUUAACAAUAUGUUUGGGUAUUCUACCGCUCUUCGUUCUAUGACACAGGGAAAGGGUGAAUUCACAAUGGAAUAUAAGCAACAUUCUCCGGUUUCUCAUGAUGUACAGACCCAAUUGAUAAACGCAUACAAGGGCACUCAGGCGGCUGAAUGA
Messenger RNA from Lathyrus sativus (Indian pea), 2274 nucleotides. Lineage: Eukaryota; Viridiplantae; Streptophyta; Magnoliopsida; Fabales; Fabaceae. The record is from the annotation of a GenBank genome assembly.